Lindgomyces ingoldianus is the source of this 402-nucleotide messenger RNA. RefSeq lists its product as uncharacterized. The transcript has 3 exons. The record is from RefSeq and is a predicted model, not a curated record. Bases 1 to 402 code for a protein of 133 amino acids. Lineage: Eukaryota; Fungi; Ascomycota; Dothideomycetes; Pleosporales; Lindgomycetaceae.
AUGGAUGCACAAGUAGCACGAGCUUGUCAAGCAGUUUGGGCCGUUAGCCCUAGGAUGGAGAGUGAAUGGCAUACCUCAUUCAUUCCAAUGCACUCCUCCAUCUGGCCUGACCCUUGCAACCUUAGCCUCCCGAAUGAGACUAGGGAUACCCACCUGCGAGUCAAAAAAGUGAGUUAUCUGCUAUUCGGAGCUUCUGUUUCUUUUGGGAAUGGGCUGCUUACGGGUAUGAGCAAUAAACAUUCUCUAUUUCCUUGCCAGAUUCAAUAUGGCAAUGAUAUUCAACUAUACCAGUUAGAGAUAUUAAAACAGCAACGCUAUUCCACCAUUAGCCAUCUUUCAAUAUGCCAUGGUCGGAUCUAUGCUUUCCGCAAUUGUAGAUUCAUGUCCGUCCUCGAAGCUUGA